Molecule: messenger RNA, 504 nt
Organism: Dovyalis caffra
Lineage: Eukaryota; Viridiplantae; Streptophyta; Magnoliopsida; Malpighiales; Salicaceae
Source: the annotation of a GenBank genome assembly
AUGAAUAGCACAACAGGGUAUAAUGGAUUUCUUGGCUCUCACAACAUCGGUGGAUUUGGCUAUGGCAUUGGUGUAUCUAUUGGAAUCCUGCUGCUCAUCACAACGAUCACUUUGGCUUCCUAUUUUUGCGCGCGAAACCAACAGGCAUCGGUGCCAAGCCAAGGAAGAAAUGUUGCAGAUCAGCAACUGAACGUACAAAACUUUGUUGUCGAUAUAGGGCUUGAUGAGGCCACUCUGAAGAGCUAUCCUACACUGCUGUAUUCGGCGGCGAAGCUACGCAAGACAGACUCCACUGCUUCAUGCUGCUCUAUUUGUUUGGCAGAUUAUAAGAGCACUGAUAAGCUACGGUUGCUGCCUGAUUGCGAACAUCUUUUUCACCUGAAGUGUAUUGACCCGUGGUUGCGGCUGCACCCAACUUGUCCAGUCUGCAGAACAUCUCCAUUGCCGACACCCCUCGCAACCCCUCUGGCUGAGGUGGUUCCACUGGCAAGCAGGCGGGAUUGA